Engraulis encrasicolus (European anchovy) is the source of this 1906-nucleotide messenger RNA. RefSeq names its product endothelial cell adhesion molecule a (gene esama). Gene Ontology annotation, molecular function: cell-cell adhesion mediator activity. Bases 493 to 1857 code for a protein of 454 amino acids. NCBI's taxonomy places the organism in Eukaryota, Metazoa, Chordata, Actinopteri, Clupeiformes, Engraulidae. The transcript has 8 exons. Gene Ontology annotation, cellular component: plasma membrane; adherens junction. The record is from RefSeq and is a predicted model, not a curated record. Gene Ontology annotation, biological process: homophilic cell-cell adhesion.
GAGCCCUCGGACGGAUAUGGCCCACACAGACAACUCGCCGAUUUUUGUAACAAAGGCAGCGAGUUCUUCUUCCUAGGGGAGACUCAGCUCAGCGCAGCGGUAUCAGGCUAUUACGCACAGCAAGGAGGGGAAACGGGACGGGAAUACUUCAGUUUGAAUGAGCAAUCGCGGGUUGUCUUUGAUCCUGUUCUUUAACAACACCCACGUUUAUCGCUAUUAUGCCCGUGAGUCCGUGAGAAGUAGUCUGUGGAUGACAACUGUGUUUCUAGAUAAUUUUUACGCUCGGACGGCCUCACGGUGUCGGAUGCAUCCUCGCGUCUAUUUCGCAGUCGCGUUCAUAGGAAACACUUGAAAGAUCUGAAACUGCUUCGCUCGAGGCAAACUGGGUCUCCGGCGAUAACGGCAGACACUUCAGAGGAGCGCGCAGAGUAAUAAGGUUGCGCGAGGAGAGGAGAGUCAGUGCGAGACAAGACUCACGGCAAAACCCCAGCGAUGAAGACUCUCAGGAAACUUUGCGUCUUGGUCUCGUUGUGCUUUCUCUGUUUUCUGUCAGGCGAGACGGCGGACAUCUUGACUCCGGUGCCCAAUGUGACGGUGGUGCAGGGGCAGAAGGCCUUCUUGCCGGCCGUCUACAGCCAGAGUCUGAGCAACCAGGACUGGUCCGUCGCAUGGAGCCUCAUCACAGACCAGACCACUCAUGUGGCCACGUAUGCAUACAGGCAGAUCAAUGUGGGGCCGGAGUACACUGGUCGCGUGGGCUUCGUGCAUAACAUGCCCGAUAAAAACUUCUCCAUCUUCAUCAACAACACCAGGGAGGCCGACUCGGGAAGAUACUCCUGCCUGUUCAUCGAGCCCGGAAACACCGUCUCACGACAGGUGUACCUGGAUGUCAAAGUGCCCCCUACUGUGCCGGAGUGCAAGAUGAGCGGCAAGCCGGUGCUGAAGGGCAACAUCACCCUGAGCUGUAACUCGGACGAGGGGAAGCCGGCCCCCCUCUACAAGUGGACCAAGGCCAGCCCCAAUCACAACGUCUUCUUCCACCCCAUGGCCAACGAGAGGGCGGGGACGCUGGAGCUGACCAACCUGACGAGCGGCAUGUCGGGGAAGUACGUGUGCAACGCCUCCAACUCCGCCGGCGCAGAGACCUGCUACAUCAACCUGGAAGUCAUCACAGCCACGAGGGCAGGGGUGAUUGCGGGGGCGACGGUGGGCUCUGUGAUAGGCUUCAUCCUCCUCAUCCUCUUCCUCAUCUUCCUCUGGACCAGGAGGAGGGACACGGAGGACGACCUGGCCAAUGAAAUCAAAGAGGAUGCCCAGGCUCCCAAGCGUGUCUCCUGGGCCAAGAGUGGCACCGGCUCCAUCAGCUCCAAGAACGGCACGCUAUCCUCCGUCCACACCAGCCCGUUGUCCCACGACCUCCACCACUCCAACCACUACGCCCACCACCCGGCCUCCGACACCGCCUCCAUCCUCACCGCCGCGGGCAGCGUUGUGGCCGGCUAUCGUCCCCGUCCCCAGGGAGACACCUUACCCGGGUACAACACCAACGCCACGCUGCCACACAACAACUCCGGACCCCCCGCCGCCUCCUCUGCCAUGCCAGCAGCUGUGGCCGCCAUGCCGGCUGCCCACGCCAACCCUGGCAUGAUGGGCAUGGGUAUGGUGUCUAACGGCACUAACGGUGACACGUUAACCAGGGGAGGGGAGCCGAUGCAUCACCCUCACUACGCCCCUGCUCCUGCCCAGGUGCCGCGCCCGCCCCCUGUGCCCACCGGCGUCACCGCUGCCAACAUCUCCCGCAUGGGAGGCGUACCCAUCAUGGUGCCCGCCCAGAACCAGGCCGGCUCGCUCGUUUAGUGCCAGCCCAGCCGGUUGGGCCACGAUGCCCCCCCCCCCCCCCCCCCAU